Molecule: messenger RNA, 1226 nt
Organism: Arabidopsis arenosa
Lineage: Eukaryota; Viridiplantae; Streptophyta; Magnoliopsida; Brassicales; Brassicaceae
Source: the annotation of a GenBank genome assembly
GUGCCUUGUUCAUCGUCUCUUUCGAUUUUGAUUGUGCUUCUGCAACCAUUGAUACUCUUGAAGCUCUGAGGCCGCCAUGUUUUCGUCUCUCUCAGCUUCUUCUCCACUUUCUUCUUCAUUGGUUUCUUCUUUCGUCGCCGUCAAAGCGACUCCGGUCACCGGACCUCUGAUUCCCCGUCGCGAUCUUCUUUCUGUUCGUAUCAGAGCCAGCUCGAAUCAGAAUGGUUCCGGUUAUUGUUUCCCAGAGAAGCUGAAAUCUUUUGCCAAAUCAGCGAUUCUCAUCGGCGCUGCUGUUUCAAUGACCGGAAAGUUUUCAACUUUACCGGUGAAAGCGGAAUCUCCGGUUACGACUACCGAAGAAACCUACCAGGAAGUGAAAGAAGAGAAACUGUCUGAGAUCGCGCCAUUAUCUGAGCUUUUGGAUUCCACUCCUGAGGCCGUCGAGACGCUAAGAUCACUCCUGCAGCAGAAGCUAGAGAAGGGUGAGGAUGAAGAAGCUCUUAAGCUAUUAGAGAGACUAGUAACUGCACAACCAGAUGAAACAGAGUGGAAGUUCUUAAUGGCGAGACUGUUGGGCGAAAUGGGUCGUCCGGAAAACGCACGCCAGAUGUUCGAGGAAAUUCUCCAACGAAACCCGCUUUCGUUCGAGGCUUUAUUCGAGAAUGCAUUGCUCAUGGACAGGUCCGGGGAAGGAGCUGCAGUGCUGCAGAGGCUGGAAGAUGCUUUAGCUGUAGCCGAGGCUGAGUAUUUGGUGAAGGAAGCGAGAGAUGUGAGACUGAUCAUUGCGCAGAUACAUUUCUUGCAGAAGAAUGUGGAUGAAGCAUUGAAGAGCUACGAGCAGCUGACGAAAGAGGAUCCGAAGGAUUUCAGACCGUAUUUCUGCCGAGGUAUGAUCUAUAGCUUGCUUGACAAGAACGUUGAAGCUAAGGAACAGUUUGCUAAGUACAGAGAGCUCUCUCCAAAGAAAUUUGAAGUAGAAGGGUAUUUGAGGACUCCAUUGUCUAAAAUGAAGCUUUUUGGUGGUAGUGAAGAGAACUAAGUUAGAUUGAUUAUUGAUAGCUCUGAAUCAUAUCAGAAGAAUAAGACACAGAAGACAAGAUUGUUUUCUGAGAAAUUAUGCUGUGUUUUUGCUUUGUUGAAUUGAACUUUGAAACACAAAUCCAUUUUUGGAUUUUGUUUUGUUUAUCAUGUGAUUCUUAAUUUGAUAAUAAAGUAACAUUAACUGG